Cryptotermes secundus is the source of this 1925-nucleotide messenger RNA. Its product is annotated as WD repeat-containing protein 44. Gene Ontology annotation, molecular function: protein binding. The transcript has 4 exons. Lineage: Eukaryota; Metazoa; Arthropoda; Insecta; Blattodea; Kalotermitidae. The record is from RefSeq and is a predicted model, not a curated record. The annotation marks the transcript as partial.
UUGGCACUAUUGGCCGUGACAGUGCGACAUUACCACCAGCUGUGUUGUCUACAACAUCAGGUGGGAAAGAUGAUGAUUCAUUGCCAGAAACUGCAUCCUUAACGUCACAGAGUUCGCAUAACUUAUCUACUGAUUCUGCUCUGGCAGCAGCACAGAAAUAUCCUAAAAAUGACAGAGAAGGAACAUCAAAAAUUUCUCAGUCAUUUGAAAAAGAUGAAGCGUCACAGUCAUUACUAGUUACUGUUCCUUUGCAAGAGCCGGACGUAAUAGCAAGCACAAAGAACACAAACACUUGUAAUAACAUUAAUGGGAAGAGCUUUGAUGGAGGUCUAGAAUCAUCUGUCCCGGUUCCAGUUGCGCCGCCAAGACGAAAGAAGAAAAGUAAACCCCAGACACCAAGAAAUCUCACUCCACCACCACCCACAGAAGAAGCAUAUCCACAGUCAUCACCUCUUCCAAGCCCAGCCAGCACAAUUGAGUCAUUGACGCGAGAGUUUGAACAUUCAUUAGACAUUAGGUCUGCAACCAAAGGGCAGUAUGUGGUGAAACCACAAGAUGAAGACCGUGCAAAAGCAGAAGGUCCAUCAUCUGAAGAGCUUGAGCGAUUGGAAAGACUUAAGGCUGAGCUCUUAAGUGCUAAUUCAAGUCAGGCAUCUGGAAGUCCAGUAGGCUCUAUCAGUAGCAGCAGCAUUGGUCGUACAAGUGGGGGCACUCGUAAGAAAGGGCUGAGUCCAAGAGGUUCAAAAGAGAGAAGGCGAUCAGCUGGUGAUGAACAAGGAAUGAUGUCACAGUUAAAUAUGCUUGUGAGAACACGAACUGACUCUGGAAAACAGCUUAGUGAUUUGGAAAUCUUGGAACAAGUAACAGUUCUUAACCUGGAUACAGGAGAACGUGUGCCACUAAGUAUAGCUGAGGACAAGUUACCCCAGUGCAUCAACCCACUCUCCUUGCAUAUUAUGCGGCUCACAUCUGAGUAUGUGAGCAACUCAAGUUUGGAGAAGGGGGAAAAGGAAUCAGAUGAGGAGAGUGUGGAUAGUAAGAAAUUGGAAGUACCAUCUGGUGAGGAGGUUGAUGUUAAUAAAAUAAGUCGUGCAGCGCAGCUGAAAAAGAUUUUUGGUUCAAAGUUGAAGAAGACAAUGAACAAGGCAAAAUCAAUUGCUCAGGAAGUCUCCCAUGCUCGUCACAAGGAAGAUGUAAUGGAUAUUGUGGAUGAUGUUUAUCCCGGGGAGCAAUAUAUUAAGUUAAAAGCAUCAGGAAGUCAUAAGGGCCCUUAUGAAUUUGAUAGCUUGCAGCAUGUUCAGGAUCUUGUUGGAGAGCAUGUUGGUCCAGUUUGGUGCAUGAAAUUCUCUUCCUGUGGGCGGCUUCUGGCUACAGCUGGUCAGGAUCAAGUUCUGCGCAUAUGGGUAGUCCGAAAUGCCUUUGCCUACUUCCAGGUAAUUAUAUGAUUAUGUGUUUGACUUUAUAAUCUUUCUUAUACUGGGUGUCCCAGGAGGAAAGGUCAAUAUUCAGGGAGGUGAUAGUAUUGGUCAUUGUCAUUCUAAUUCACCUAGGUCACUGUGCAGCUAUAAAGCUUUCCUUGUAGCAUACAAGCUUUUGUAAGCUAUUUGCAUACACUCAUUCUAUCAGCUGUCCUAAUGUAUCCAAUCCAUUCUUAUACUGUUAUUAAAAAAAAAAAUUAGAAUCUGAAUGCACUUUGGUGCAUAGUUGGUGCACUGCCGUGAUAUUCUAUGGAUAGUUACGCAAGUUUUAGGUGACAUCAGAAUUUCCAGAUCCCUGUGUUCCAGUAAUUGUUGAAUCGUGUUUGUUUUGUAUGCAUAUUUCUUGUCUCAUACAACAGGUGAUCUUAUUUGAAUAGAAAUAAAAGUAAAAAGUCUCACUCUAGUCACACAAUAUCCUCUUCUUCAUCACCGUCUUCUUUUUGUUGU